This is a messenger RNA of Urocitellus parryii (Arctic ground squirrel), 1431 nucleotides long. RefSeq names its product serpin family A member 10 (gene Serpina10). Lineage: Eukaryota; Metazoa; Chordata; Mammalia; Rodentia; Sciuridae. The record is from RefSeq and is a predicted model, not a curated record. Gene Ontology annotation, molecular function: serine-type endopeptidase inhibitor activity.
AUGGACGUGAAUGAGAACGGACUUCUCUUUUCUCCCUCUCUCCAUCUGACCACCGAGUGCAUGAGGGCUGGCCAGACCGAGCCAGCUCCCACCCAGGAGCUCCGGAAAUCGCCACCCUGCAGCUUUCCCAGGGAUUGGAGAGGACUUCUGAAUUAUGACCCUGGGAAAACAUGGCUGAAGACUUCACUGAGUGUGAGCACCACUCAGGCCGCAGCAGGGGGCCCUGAUUCCGUGGUGCUGUCAGCAGGGCGAGGGGCAGCAGGAGGAAUCCCAGGGCUGGACGUGGCUUGGCUCCGGGUGGCCCCAAGCCUCCUGCUCUCUGUCCUCCUGGCGGAGAUGAGGCUGGUGCCUGGCCUGGCCCUUAGUCCUGGGUCACCAGAAGCCCACGCAGGGAUGGAUACUAUGGAGCCUCAGCCUCCUCAGAACCAGACUCGGGUGGCGGGAGUGCAGGCUCCUACUGAUGGGGAGGAUGAGCUGGGGACAGAGGGGGCCUAGCUGAUGACCAGCCAGCAGCUGUCUGGUGAGAUUUCAAACUUUGGGCUCAACCUCCUGUGAAAGAUGCCCAUGAGGGAUAGGGCAAUGCGGUCUACUCCCUUGGCCAUGGUAGGCCUGAUGCUGGGGUCAGAGGGAGAGAGCCAGGUGGAAAGCAGCCUCCACCUGUAGGCCCUGAGCCACACCACGCCCCUGCUCCUGCCUCCCUCUUUAAGCUGAUCAGAGAGACCCUCUCCACCAGAGCUGGGCCUUGCCCAGGGGAGUUUUGCUUUCAUCCACAAGGAUUUUGAUUGCAAAGAGACCUUCCCCAAUUCACCCAAGAGGUCCCUUGAUAAAGCAUAUGCCUGUGAAUUUUCACAGUGCCCUCAGGCCCAGGGGAUCAUGAAAUUACACAAAGAGCCUCAGGGGGAAGUUCCCCAGCUAUUUGAUGAGAUUAAUCAAACCAAAUUGAUUCUUGUGGAUCACAUCUUGUUCUGAGGGACUUGGAUCAUGGAAGCGGCUGGCCGCAUGUGGCCCACCUUCACCAAAGCUGACACUUUCCACCUGGACAAGUCCAAGGCAGUCAAGGUGCCGGUGAUGUACAGRGCAGGCAAGUCUGCCUCCACCUUUGAUAAGAAGGUUCACUGCCAUGUCCUCCCACUGCCCUACUGAGGAAACGCCACCAUGCUGGUGGUCCUCAUGGGGAACACAGGUGACCACCUGGCCCUGGAAGGUGGUCUGACCACAGAGCUGGUGGAGACAUGGCUCAGGAAUAGGUUUUUUCAAUCAGUGAUUGAAGAUGAUGAGAAAGGAACUGAGGCGGUGGCAGGAACCCUGACAGAAAUCACGUAUUCCCUGCCUCCCGUCACCAAGGUGCCCCGGCCAUUCCAUUUGAGGGUCUACAAGGAAACCUCGAGGGUGCUCCUAUUUCUGCAGGGUGGUGAAUCCAAUUUCCUGUGA